GAGUUUUAUAAUAUUGAGAGGCAAAAAAAGAAAUGAGUAGAUGACCCCAGCUAGAUUUGGGGGCCUUGACCAAAAACAAGGGAAAACCCUUAUUAAAGAUCCGCUAUGCACUUCUUUCAAGGCGUAAUAAAGGACAAUUCAAUAAGAUAAGAGAAAAACACCCCUGGUAAGAGUUGGCAAUGUCAGUUGCUAGCUCAAACUGAUAUGAUUAUCACAUAGAAGUUGCCCAAAAAAAUACUGAAAAAUGAAAAGUGGCUAAAACAAUCAUUAUUAAUUUCUCAAAGUUGAGGAAGAGGAGCUUAAGGGGCAGGUCAUUUUAUUAGUAUUUUACAGUAGCUGUGGCGGUGGUUAAUCAUCAAAAGCUCUCUUUUUGAUGCCAGAGUGAGUGAAAGGCAGGUUUGUUAUGAAGGAGGGAGUUUGAAGAAACCCCAUAUUGAAUAAAGUGGUUUUGAUUUGAGGGAAAAGCUUGAAUGGAAGGCAGGGUUCCAAAAGGUUGGGUUCUGUAUCUCUGACUAGGGCUUGAAUGGGGGUAUUUAUUAUGCUGAAAUCAAUGUUGUUUGCAUAAUUGACUGCUUCCAUGGACUUCUUUUCAGCUCUUUCUUUGAACAGUCUUUUUUAGCCUCCUUUCUCUCUCUCUUGGGGGGGCCUUCUUUAUGAAUUUUGGUACUUCAAGUUCAGUGCUGGCUUUGGAAAUGGUAGCUGCCAAACUCGUGUGAGCUUUGGUACAUCUUUUGGGUACUUGGAUUUUGUUUUAGCCCUUUGGCAAUUUCUCAACAUCAUUAACUGAAGCUGUUCCAUCUCCUUCUGCUUCUAACCUUCUUCCCUUUUUAACUUCAUACUUGGACAAGUUUCUAGUUCCUUUAGUUUCUCGAGGGUGUCCUGGAUUCUGGUUGAUGGUUGUCACUGAAUCGUGUUUGUUCAAUUUGUGUUGGAACUUGGGAGGCUUCAUCGGUUAGUUGGUUUCUUUGAAAUUUGACACCACUUUUGAUCAUUGUUUCAUGCUGUACUAGCUGCCAUUUACUGUUGAAGGGUACUCUUUUGUGAGUUUUCUCUGAUUUCAUUAUCAGUCAGUUUGAAAGAUAUCAUAGAAAGGAAUCUGCUAGUGGGGUGGUUUGAUAUCACUUGUUAAGAGGGUUGGAUAUGAGUGACAAAGAGAAGUUUGAGGUGGAUAGAAACGAGGAUCCUAUGAGUUAUUCUAGUGGUAUGCACUCGGAUUGGAGAUUUGGGGGUGCACAUCUUGCAAGUUCUUCUGUAGGUUUAGUUGGCUUGGGGAAUUCUAUGAAUGUCAACAGAGGGGAUUUGAUUGGUUCUUCAUGUUCCUCUGCUUCAAUGAUGGACUCAUUUGGUCCAAACUACUGGGACAACCCCACCAGUUCCCAAAACUUGGGAUUUUGUGACAUCAAUGGAGGCACUUCAAAUACUGCUGGAAUCAGAAAAGAUGGCUUUGGUUUUGGAAGAGCUGGUCAGGAUCAUCAUGGGGCACUUGAAAUGGGUUGGAACCCUGCUAAUUCUAUGUUACCAAAUGGACCAGGGAUGUUUCCCCACAGUUUAUCUCAGUUUCCAACUGAUUCUGGAUUCAUUGAGAGAGCUGCAAGAUUCUCAUGCUUCAGUGGAGGGAAUUUUGGUGAUAUGGUGAACUCAUAUGGGAUUCCUCAAUCCAUGGGGCUGUAUGCUGGGAGUGGUGGGACAAUGCAUGGAGCAAGAGAUGCUCUUGCAGGCCAUGGCUUGAAAUCAGUAACUGGAGGGCAACCUCAGGAAAGUGAUAUGAAUGUAAUUGAAGCUACAAAAGAUGUGUCUCCAUCUGUUGAGCUUCUGGCUGCUAAAGGAAGCCCCCUCAAGAGUGAUAAGAGAACUGAAGGCCAUGUUAUAUCUCAAGAUGAAGGGAAACAAUCUCUUGUUAGGCCCGCUAAUGAGUCUGAUAGAGCUGAAUCUAGUGAUGAUGGUGGUGGCCAGGGUGAUUCGCCAAUGAUGGAGGGUACUAGUGGGGAACCUUCUACCAAAGGGCUAAACUCAAAGAAAAGGAAAAGAAGUGUGCAGGGUGUUGAUAAUGAUAAGGCCAAUGGAGCACCAGAACUACCCAGUGAAGGUGCAAAGGACAACCCUGAGAAUCAACAAAAGAGAGACCAACAACCAACAUCAACCAUCAAGGCUUCUGGGAAGAAUGCCAAACUGGGGUCUCAAGCUUCUGAUCCACCUAAGGAGGAAUAUAUACACGUUAGGGCUCGGCGGGGUCAGGCAACAAAUAGCCAUAGCCUUGCUGAGAGGGUGAGGAGGGAAAAGAUAAGUGAGAGGAUGAAGUUUCUUCAGGACCUUGUACCUGGGUGCAGCAAGGUCACUGGCAAGGCAGUAAUGCUUGAUGAAAUCAUCAAUUAUGUACAGUCACUUCAAAGGCAGGUUGAGUUUUUGUCUAUGAAACUUGCAACGGUAAAUCCCCGGCUGGAUUUUAAUAUUGAAGGGCUUCUUGCUAAAGAUAUUCUUCAACAACGGCCUGGUCCUUCAUCUGCACUGGGGUUUCCUCUAGAUGUGUCCAUGGCUUUUCCUCCAUUACAUCCAUCUCAACCAGGGCUGAUACAUCCAAUUAUUCCCAACAUGGGAAACUCAUCUGAUAUCCUUCAAAGAACCAUCCAUCCACAGUUACCACCCUUGAAUGGUGGAUUCAAGGAGCCGAAUCAGCUGCCUGAGGUAUGGGAGGAUGAGCUUCACAAUGUUGUACAGAUGAGCUUUGCAGCAACUGCUCCCGUGAGUAACCAAGAUGUUGAUGGUAAUGUGUCAGGAAGUCAGAUGAAAGUUGAACUUUGAUGUUUAGUCUACCUAACAUUCAUCUUCACAAUAGUGCGUAUUUUGGCUUUUGGCUUUCAUUCUUGUUGGAUGGAAAUAACCAAGAUCAGAGUUUUAUACAUGACUUACCAAACUUGAAGGCCGUGAUCAGAAUUCCCUGCAAUAUAUUUUAGAUGAGAUACUAUUGAGUAAUGUCCUGGUGUCUAGGCCUUGGGGGGCAGUCACAUACCCUUGGGGAGGAUUGACUCUAGGUUAGAGGAUGUAGAGCAGUAUUCAUGGAUGUUUCCUUUCUUUUCAAGCGUGAAUAUAUGUAUCAUAUGUUUAGAAGUGGAAGUCUAUUUUAUCAAAUAGGUUUGCUCACUAAAUAUAUUAAAGAAUGUAAAGACAGGAUCUCACUGAGUCUGAUCAACCAGGAGAAAUUCUAAAGCAAUUUUUUUUGUUGGGCUGAGCAUAGUUUACAAAAUGCUGAGAACCUGUUCAUGGUUGAGUUGAUGCUUGCUAGGGGCUUGAACAUAUUGUAAUGCUUUUCUGCCCAACAUGUAGCUAUGUUACAUUCUUUGAUGGAACAUGUUCGGAUUUAGACGAUACACUAGCAUUUUGUUGUAAGUCUUUCAUUGGAUUAUAGCUGUUGAUGAGUUGGAAUGAGUGCCACAAUUAGGAUUC
Cajanus cajan (pigeon pea) is the source of this 3441-nucleotide messenger RNA. Its product is annotated as basic helix-loop-helix (bHLH) DNA-binding superfamily protein. Gene Ontology annotation, biological process: regulation of DNA-templated transcription. Gene Ontology annotation, cellular component: nucleus. Gene Ontology annotation, molecular function: protein dimerization activity; DNA-binding transcription factor activity. NCBI's taxonomy places the organism in Eukaryota, Viridiplantae, Streptophyta, Magnoliopsida, Fabales, Fabaceae. The record is from RefSeq and is a predicted model, not a curated record.